This is a messenger RNA of Pecten maximus, 6124 nucleotides long. RefSeq lists its product as uncharacterized. Bases 81 to 3356 code for a protein of 1091 amino acids. The transcript is spliced from 24 exons. Gene Ontology annotation, cellular component: perinuclear region of cytoplasm. The record is from RefSeq and is a predicted model, not a curated record. Lineage: Eukaryota; Metazoa; Mollusca; Bivalvia; Pectinida; Pectinidae.
CACAGUUUGUUUGAAAAUGGCUGCUGCUUAGCGAUGCACAGCUGAGGAACUAUAUUUUGACAGAUACAGUUAAUAACAAAAUGGCAGAUUCUCCUGCAUCUCCGAAGAAAAAAGGGACAAGGAAAUCCAAGCGUCCAGAACCACUUGGAGAGGAGGGACACUCGAACCAAGGAACACCAUCUCCUACCAAGUCCGGAACAUCGACUCCAUCAAAGACCGGAACACCUGUGCCUCAGCCGUCCCCAACAAAAUCUUCAUCACCGGAGAAACAAAAAUCAGAGAAUGAAUUUCCUACAGAUGUCCCAAGCGAAAAGGCUCCACCAUCCCCCAAAAAAACUGUGGAGACAAAGAAGAAAGAAUCCCAAUCUGUUGAGUUUACCAAUAUUGAUCCCAAGUCUUACGGAAUAGAGUUUGACGAUGAGGAGUUUGUAUUUGAUCCCCCUUCUAAUGAUAAGGCCCUGCCUGACCUCUACCGCUUAUUGGACACAUUGGAAGGUGGCGACAAUGAGUUGGAGACUGAGAGACAACCGCCUGCUCUCUUUACUCGACCAGAACACGUUCCGAGGUUCAAGAAAAUCUCAGAGCUGAAGCAGGAAAUUGUGGAUGCUGAGUUGGGACCUCAUCUGGAGCAGUUCGAGGAAGGAGUCAAAGAUGAUGUUGUUAUGCUUGGACAGAUCUCGCUGGAAGAUGUCCAGGAGGAGGAGAAACACCUUAGGGAUGAACACAUCAGGUACAUGGAUCAGGAGGCUGAGCGGAAGAGAAAACAGAAAGAGGAAUUGUUACGAAGAGAAGAAAUGGCAAAGAAGCGUGUUGCUGAGGAAACCAAGCUGAAGAGAGAAGAGAUUAUGCGCAGGCUUGACAUGCUGAGACAGAAAGAAAAACUACUGAUGGACCGUUUGCACCGUGCCUACCGCCGAGCAGAAAGUCAGCUCAUAAGCGUCCUGGAACGCAGAAAGGGUGAAGUUAAGACAUUCUAUGGUGACCUGAUGACCAUUGAUGGUCAAUAUGGGGGAAGCCAAGGUCGACGCUGGAAAGUGGACUGGGACAGAACACCACAGCCUAUACAAGUCAAACUGGGAUGUCUCCGUGGUGUCAGGGACAAAUUGCCAGGAGGUCGUUACGUAUUGAUGGUGUCUCUCUACAACCGACUUGGUGGACAUGCGCUGCGCUGGUCAAAAUUGAAGAGUCAGAUGUGGGGAGCAGCUAGUCUACCUGUCCAGCAUGACGGCUACUUCUACAAUGUCGAGAUGAAGUUUGACCAGAGUGUGUUUACCGUGCUACCUUCCAAAGCAUCCCUGAAGCCUGGCAUGGUGUUGGUAUUUGAGCUUUUCCUACUUCGUGGAGCAACUGUCAAAUCAGAUCGGGUUGUGGGCUGGGGAAGUUUUCCAAUCUGUGAUGCCCAAUUUGAUAUCAUAGAGGGAAAGUAUAAGUGUCCAUUCCUGAGAGGUGAGAUGGAUCCUAACAUAGAGAAACAUGAGAAAGUGGAGGAACUAGUGGCCGGAGAUCUUGACCACUGGCUCUGCAACAUGUACCUGGAGAUUGUCAAGCUACCUAGGUUCCUCGCUGGACAGAAGGAGUAUGAGGUGGAGCUAGAGUUCUCCUCCACACUGACCGCCUAUCCUGAUAGAGUGAAGACAGGAGGGGAGGAAUAUAGAGAUGGAGAGAACCCAGAACCAGGCUCUUCUUCCACUAUAGGCUCAGAACAGGAGGUGGAUAUAGGAACAUCUCGAGACAGUCUCAAAUCUCCAUCAUUUUACGAAACAGACAAUGAGGGUCGUUCAGUGAGGUCAACUGCCACUGCCACAAAGGUCAAACUCAAUGAAGCUAAUAUGCUUGAAACAACAACCUAUGGCUCGCGUAUCAUACACAAGGAUAGGAAGAUGCACAUGGCCAUCGGAGAGGAUUCGGAGGAGAGUGACUCGGACAUUGACGAUAUGUAUGCCAUCAGGAAAGGUCAGGAGUUCAAACAGGUCAAGGGCAUGCCAGGAAUGUUUUACAAGCAUUACCUGAACAAUCCCCAAGACGAGUACCAGAAGAAGCUUUUCUCCAUGCUGCCUCGGACAACUCUGCUUUCACCUCCAAAGAACAAGAAAAAACUGACCCGUGUUGAACAGCUGGAGCAACAUUCCAUCUCCGUACAACCUGCGUUUGCUGGUAAGGGCCGUACAGCACGAAAGAGUUACGAGAAGAUACAGUACGUGGGACGUCAAUUUCUUGCUGAGCUUGGCCUUUCACAGUGGAGAAGCAGGGAAUUCUGGGGAAUGAUUCUGCUGUUUAUCGUCAUUUUCUUUAUGAGGAUGUUCAUGCAUUACAUAGGACAGUGGCUGUACCUACAUGUCAUCAAUAUCCCUGUCAACUCGUUCAACUUCCUGCCAUACACAGUAGAAUUGAACUACCAGCCGACACUGCUAGCGACGAGGGAUGAGAUCGGGGUAGUUUGGACUGGCCCACUGUUGAAUUUCAUCAUUUUCUGCCUAUUUAUAGUCCUGGUCUGGAUCUCCCAGCUCUUAUUUGGACUCUUCCCGGAUCUUGGAUGCAAAUUUGUGAUCGUUUAUGGGCUCCAUACGUUCCUUGAUCCCCUGACGAUUCUUAUUGUGGAUGUCUCCCUUGGACGUCAAGAGGUCACAGCUAUCGAUCCUAUUGCGGACUUUGCCAAGCUGUACUGGCACUUUGACACAGUAGAGGGAUCAGGUCUCUCUGGAAUCUUCCUCACGGCGUUCAUAUACGUCUUUCAUAUGUUCAUGACUUCCUCCUGCCUCUACAUGUACUUCCUCAGGCUCCACAACAAUGGUCGUCUGCUUGACGUGUACUGGCGUCUCCGUGGUGAUGAAGAAAAGUUCUUUAUUCCAUAUGACCUUGAAGUGUCCAAUCAGGAACUAAACUACAUCAGCAAGAAGGCAGAAAUGUGGCGUGGUGAGGAAGGGGAGCGACGCAAAGUGGCUGUGUACGACUACAUUUGGGAGGAAGAAGAUGUGGAGGACAGCAUUUGGGAUGAGAAGGGAAUUGAAAAUCGAGAGAAACAAGAUGGACGCAAGGAGAUCACAACUCAUUUGUCCAUCCACACCAUACAUCUGGAUGGACUGCGUGAACUGUACCGACAUUUUCUGCGUCUGCCUGACGGCGCCAUUGUGGAGGUAUUUGGAGACAUCAGUAUUCCUGGGAUGGACAAGGAUAUCAAGAACGCCCUCAUGAAGGGCUCCAAGGGACUGGAGAAUCUCAUGGGCUCUCAGGAUAGCCUUAACAAGGUCAAAGGUCGACAAACUGUUCACACCCGAAGUGGAUUCCAUGCCGACUCACCAACACCUAGCAGUGCUGGAUCUUCCAUGGAAGACAUCAAGAAGAAGAAGCUCAUGUAAACACGAGCAAAAUAGUUGUGACAAUAUCAACAAAAUGGAGUUUAAAGACAGGAAAUGUUUUUGACUUUAAUUCAAAUCUUAUAAAUUGAAAACUAUUUGUAAAUAAAAAAAAUCAAACAAAACUGUAUUGGAGAUGAAGAACAUUUCAAAGGAUUUAAAUAGUAUCAGACAAAUGAGCAAUCUACACUAUAAUCUUAUACAGUACACAGAGGUGGUAACAGGGCAGAAGUUGAUUCUGCAACUCUGUGUAGAAGUUAUUUUCUCUAAGUUAGUAUAGUAAUAAUAUAUCAAAAUCUAUUCACAAGAAAAUAACUAAACAACUAAAUUCACUUAACGAAAUCAUUGUAUUUAUGACUGUAAAACACUUUGCUUAAAUUUUUUAAUUGAUUAAUGUGGAAAGUUGUAUAAUUGGAUAUAAGAAGAGCUAUCUUCACAUGUAAAUGAGUAUUCUGGGUGAAAUUUGCUUUGAAAAAUCCAAGGAAAAGUAGUUAACUAAAGACCAUUUUUUUAUUAAAAGAAAAAUAAUAAAUAUUUUUUGAAAUAUUUUUUAAUUUGAGUGUAAGGUUUCUGCCCAGUUGAGGAUAUUUGUUUACUUGUUUGAUUCCUUGCACAUGUACAUACAUGUGACAUUUAAAUUUCAAAAUAUUAUUAAUGAUUUCGUGUCAGUUGAAAAGGUUUGAAUAAGUUGAAUAUAUUUAUGAACAGUUGUUCAACACUGACACAAAUAGUUCAUUUAUUCUUUAAAUUGUUAAAUGAAAUUUUACAUUCUACUAAGCUGGACUUAAAAAAACGUCAUAUUUAGACGAUUUUGUUUUACAUUCAUGUAAGCAGGCCUUACUUUCUGUAUAUAUAUGUAUGUAUUGUUACGAUAACUUCGUAGUUUUUAUUCGUAAAUGUUAUGGAACUGUUUGUUGAUGCACUUUAAACUUAGUGUGUUUGUAUUAGAUGUUUUUUCCCCUAAUUUGCAAUAGUUUUUUUAUAUCAUAUUUUUCAGAAAGAAAGGUGAUAACUAAAAACCGUUUUUUAUAAGGAAAUAAGCCCAAAGCUAAAAACUGAUUGAUCAGGAAAAAAAGUGCAUGGUUAAAAAUGGUGUUGAUCAGAAAAUAAGCCUAUGUAUAGCUAGAAAAUGUAUUGAUCAGAAAAUAAGCCUAUGUAUAGCUAGAAAAAGGUAUUGAUCAGAAAAUAAGCCCAUAGCUAUAAAAAUUUAUCAACCAGAAAAUUUAGUAUUGUUAAUAUUUAUUGGGAUUCCUGCCUACAAUGCAAAAUUUCCAAUUAUUUUAUAAGAAAUUUUAAAAUAAAAAAAAUAUUUGUGACAUAAAAGUGUUCAUAAAAUUAUUAUUUCAUAACACUGGUAUAAAUUAUUUACUACUUCAUUUCUGUGAAAUUUGAAAUUUGUGAAACGAACCUUUAGAAUUUGAAAAAAAAAUGUGUAAAAAUGAAUUAUAAACAAUCUUAGAUUGGUCAUACAUAACAUAUGAGAUGCAGCUACCUUGCUUUCAUAAAGUUAAAAGUUUGUUAAAUUCAAAUGCAUUAUUGAAUCUCUUAUUACUAAUAAAUUCGUUAUUACUAAUGGAUAACACAGAAUUUUUAGUUUUAAUUUUACUUUGUACAAAAUUAGAAUUUUAUUUUUAUUUAUUUUAUCUUAAUAUAUAAUGAUUUAAUUGGAAUGUCUCAAUUUUGUGUUUUUCUUUAAAAUUUUGGACAGAAAAAAUAAAAUCAUAUAUUGCAUAACAAUUUAUGCAAAAAUAUUGUAAAAUCCGUCCUGCAAAUGUCUGUGAUUUCUAAAAGGGUGUCACUUUCUUAUUUUAGCAAUGAAUGUAUUUUUCAGUGUCAUCCUAAGUAAAUUGCACAUACAGCAUUUUAUUUUUAAAUGACCAAAUAAAAUAUCCAGUAUUCACAAAUUUUAUUUUAAAUCCUUGAAUUAAAUCAAUUUCUUGCACAAUGUUUUAGAAGUGAAAAUAUACAGAUGAUUUUCAUAAUGCAGACAAAUGAUGGAACAGUGUUAUGUUUGACAUAUAAAACUCUAGCUCUAUAUACUUUUGGUUCUAAAUUGUUUAUUUAGUUAUAAAUUAUUUUGUUAAUCAUGUGUUAUCUAAAAUAUUGGGAGUUUUUUUAUUUCAAUUUCAAAAUUUCUUUAUCUCAAAUAGGAACACAUUAUGUAGAAAUAUUUGAUGAAGUAAUAUCUGUUGAUUGUUUAAUGAUUGUGUUACUUAGAAUAUUUUUAAUUAGAAAACAUUUCUGGAAAAUGUUUACGUUUGUUAUACAUAUUAUAUCCUGAUAGGUAUAUAAAAAUAAUUGUUUUGUUUAGAUUAAUCAAAUAAUUAACUAUGGUCAAGGUAACUCAAAGGUCAAGGUGUCUCCAAGUGGACAGCACAUUAAUACUAAAAUCAGGGACUAUUUUCAACAAAAGUGUCGAAAAAAAACCACCACAUUUUAACAUGGUUCUUCAGUAUUCAAAAGUAAAUCACAAAUUGAACUGAGUACAUGUUUAUUGUAAAAUCUUUGAAUAAAAAUAUUUACAGACUUUUAAUUCUGAAAUCUUCAAAUGGAGUGGUCGGAUAUGUUUUAGUGGAAUAAGAACAUCAAAACUUUUUUGAAUUGUAUUUCAACUUUGACCUUGAGGAACUUUGACAUUGCGUUUGACCCGAGGUGAGACUACCCUGGAGGUAUGUCCCGCAACCUUCCGUCCAUUUAUACACAAUUAUGAAGUAUUUAUAUUAAUAUACAAAUCAUUUAACAGAAGAAAUAAAAUAUAUUCUGCUUUUAAA